Molecule: messenger RNA, 12161 nt
Organism: Aphanomyces invadans
Lineage: Eukaryota; Oomycota; Saprolegniomycetes; Saprolegniales; Verrucalvaceae
Exons: 19
Coding region: 1-12126 (4041 amino acids)
Source: RefSeq, a predicted model, not a curated record
AUGCUCGACAUCUUGUCGUCGCCGCUCAGGGGGUACUUGGCGCAGACGCUGCAGUACUACCUGUCCAAGUACCUCAAGGACAUUCACCUGGAAGGUCUGGGGUUCUUCGGAAACGACCUCAUCCUCAACGACCUCGAAAUCAAGCGGCAUGUGCUCCAAACUGCGCUCGAUAUUCCGUCCUCGUUCGACUUUUCGCGCGGCUUCAUUCGAGAGCUGCGCAUCCACAUACCAUGGACACAGAUUCUGUCGCAGCCCAUCGAAGUCAAGCUGUACACGGUCGAGUUGAUCUUGACGGCGAAAAACGACCAUGAUCCAAGCAUACGACGACGACGGCACAGCAAUGGAUCGGAAUGCAGCAGUGUCACACUCAACACCCAAACGUCCAGGCAGCCCACGGACGCCGACCCUCCCAUCGACCCCCCCAAAUCCACGUGGUUGCAGAGCAUGCUGACUAAGAUUCUCGCAAACAUCUCCAUCCAGAUUAACAAUCUCGUUCUCAAGUACGAGCAAGACGACAUUGUGCUUUCUUUGACGCUGGGGCUGCUAGACAUCUACUCUGCCAACGACAAACAAGCAUGGGCGCGCGGGUUUGACGAGCCCAACGGACCGGACAAGAGAAUUGCCAAGCGCAUGGACGCCAGAGACAUUUCCAUCUUCUUGGAUCGGUAUACGAGCGAUCGUUUAUUCGUCGACACCGACUCGGAUAUUAUCCACCGCCAAGUCAUUGGCUAUGAAGUACCCGUGCUUCGGCGCACAAGCUUCGGUGUGCGAGUCCAUUACGCGCUUGAACCCACGCCGUCCGUCCUUCCCGCUCAUCCCAACGGUUCAUCGUACAUGCCAAGCCCACUCCGCGAUCCCUUUCACGGGUAUCUGUUGCACCAACGGCCGUCGGUCGUUCUGGCGGAAUUUUUCGUCAACGAGCUGAAUUUCUCGCUCAGCGACCGCCAGGUUCAAAUGCUCGUGCAUGUCACGGCACGACAGCGUCAUGCUAAACCAGUCACUAAACCGAUCCCGUUUAUGAACCGAGCGCAUUCCUCACCGCUUCCCAACGCGGCGCCGUUGAAGGCGAAUGACGUGCCAUCAAUCAACGACGACAGUUCUCCUGCUUCUCUUUCUCAAACCGCCGACAAGUUGGACGCAUCAAGUCCGAGUUCCGACCACACAUCCCAUGGCAAGCCGACAACAUCGUGGUCGUCGUGGGCCAUCGGCAUGCUUGUAGGAGAACCUGACGAUCUGGAAGCGGAGCUGUUGAAGGAUAUUCAAGCCACGAGCGGUUCGUCUUCGAAGGCCCCGACGGGGAGUGUGGCCGCACAAAAUCCAGCAGAGGCCACGGAUGCGGACGACCGUCAAAGCGAUGACGUCGAGGGCAAUUCGUUCGUAUCGAGCUUGCACGCUGUGACGAUUCGCGUCUCGAUUCAACAUACCUCACUGACGUUGCGAUGCCAUGCUCCGAACGAUUCGUCGUCCGACCCGUCCGCGUUUUCGUUUUCAUCGUCCCCUACGACUCCAAUCGAUCAAGUCGAGUUCGUGCCAGUCGCCAACAUGGGCCUCGUCCAAGUCGCGUCGUUCUCGCCGGCCCACACCAAGACCAAAAUUUCCAAAGCCGCCGAGCCCGUUGCCAUCAUCAACUUGACUGGCACGCUUGUUUCGUGGGCCAUGGAUGACUCGCUCGUCAAGGAGCUCGUGGUCGAGGUCGAGAACGUCGUGGGCCAGCAUAUCGUCGCUCCUCGUGCCGAUCCGGCCUUGACAACACUUGCUUCCACCACCACCACGCCCGUCCAUGAAGAAUUCCUCCGAAUGGGGACGUUUCACAGCACGGGCCAGCGGUCGAGUGUUCACCCCAAUGUCGACCAGUCUUUGUUUGCACUCGAGUUGCACAACGAUGCGACGUGGAACCCUCUAUUGCAGCACGUGCGCCACCUGCUAUGGGACCCAGAGACCCAAACUCACGUGUACGAGUACUCGGCCCUUCCGUCCACGCCGUUGUCAACGAAAAUUGCGGCGCCAGGCGGCGCGAACGUUGCGCUUGCGUCGCCGUUUGGGGUUCCUCAAGUUGCAUGGCCACCGCCCAUGUGCACUUGUACCUCUCGCCACAAAAUCGAGUCCAUUGAAGCGUUUUGGAGCGAUGCCAUGGCAUUGCUACGCCAAAACGUACUCUCUUCCGGCAACGCAACGAACCAACGCGCCACUUUGAUCGAUGCCAUUUCGCAGCUGAUGCUGAAGCAGUACGCACCGUCGUCGGCUACGACACUGCAGCGCCUCGUUGAAGACCUCGUGAAUACUUUCCAGCAAGCCGUCACGGUGUCGAACGGCCUGUACGUAGCAAGGCGCCGACGCAGCAAGGAUGCGGCGGAAUUGCCUGAUGUAACGCCAACCAACGAACACCUCCAACGCUUGCUCCUGCCAUCCCUUGUGGCGCUGUCAGCUCACCUUGUCGGCCACUCGUGCCGCCGUCGAGCUGCCACCAGUGCCUUUCGCCUUCACAUGGUGGAGUCGGAGGAAAAUCGUGUUGGCGGUGUUGCUGGUCCGUCGCCGUUUGCUUCCACGGUCGUGGACAUGACCGUUGGCGUCGUGCACGGUGCCCUGGCCUUGGGACCGAUUCGCACAGCCGUCGAUUUCGUCCAGCGCAUCGAGUUUCCACCACCUCCAGGUGCUUCCAACAAUUUUGCAGCGGACGGUGGACACGCUUCAGGUGACUACCGCUUUCACUGGCUGGUUUACGUCGAUCGAGUCGUCGUGCAGUGUGUUUUGGACAAAGUUGCGUUGAAGUUUGCUUUGAGCAAUGCCUGGAUGCAAACGUCGCACGAGCAACACCAGUACCCAGAUCACCUUUCGACCCACCACCCACCACGUCGGGCACUCUCAACAUCGAGUGGAAUGACGUUCGUGGAAGAUGCAUGUGUCCACGUAAACGGCACGGCACUCGUUCGUGUGCACCACGCGAACACGGCCUGUUCCUACUGGCACAACGACGCCGCUUUGUGGACCGAUGCCAACAACUGGAAAAGCAAUGGCGUCGACAUUGAAGCAAGUGUCGAAGCCAUCACAUGCGAGUGGAAUCGCCAAGCCGGCGUCGACGUGUUUGUGCAUGUACUGCCGUCAUUUGCAAACGUGGUGCACGUGCCCAUGACGCGGCAGUGGACAACGCAUUUGGAUGGAUUUUAUACCGACCUCGCGGCACACCAACAACGCGACGCGUUGUUUCAAGGCACGGUGGCCGGUGUGUGUGGUCGCGUUCGAAUGGCGGAAGCGAAUCCAAACGAUCGCGACGCCACUCGGACAGGCAUCGAAACAUCGUGCGCGGUGGAUGUGUCUUCCGUCACUUGCCACCGCGCAGGACGUGACGUUUUCACGACAAGUGCACCGGACCGAUCGCAGCAAGUGUCCGAGCGCCGUCCAUGGGCCCAUGUGGACCUUACCGCGUGGGCUUUUCCACCAAACGUCCCAACGACCACCACGUCUUGGUCGUCUCUCGAAAGGGCACGUGUGUUUCGGCAUCUUUUCGAGUCGUGUGGCCCUCCAUCGAUUCUAUCUUCGAUUUGGGCUCAUCAUGAACCAAGCAACAACUCCUCGAAACGUGAACGGAUGCAAUUGGAAUGCAGCUGCAAUUUUCACAUGGGCACAUUUACAGUCGACUGGCGGCAUGUCGUUGCGCUUCUUGAUGCUAUUCCGCCAUGGAGCCCGGCUCGUUCUCGUGGCGUUGGCAGGGCCUCAACGUCGGACCAGCAAACCCAAAGCACACCUGUCGACAACUCAAUGCCCCACAACCAACCCGUCUGGUUCGACCAAGUUGACGGGUGGACGUGCAAGGUUAGCGCGCGGGCCGACGCGUCGACGUGGACUCUGUCACGGCAUGUUAUCAUGACGCUGCCCCAUGUGACUCUUCACACAAUCGAGUCCAUGCCACGACGCCACCACACCAACAUCGUUGGCUCGAUCGCGCUUGGACUUGCUGUGUCGGAGUGGGGCGUCAAGUGUAACCACAGCCGUGUGGUGUGGAGUGAUGGCAUGAAGGCAACUCUGUCUAUCGGCCACUCCAAGCACGUUUCCUUCCAACGCGAGAACGCCCGUCCCUACGACGCCAUCGACCUCGACGUCUCGGUUGCGUUUGAAAAACUGACGGGUGCAUUAUCUCCGCUACAUGUGGUUCUACUAGCGUCGAUGCCAACGGCUCGACCAACGCCGCCCGCGUUGGACCAAGCACGCCACUACUGCGUCCCAUCAAACUCUCUCGAAACCACCUCAACACCUCCGUCGAUUCCUUUUGCCGCCGCCAUUGCGUGGUGCGUCAAGGGCGGCGUUCAAGUCCAAGAAGUGGACAUUCAACUCGUUUUUCCUUCUAAUCUCAUUCAACUUGCAGCGAGAAACAUGUCGACGGCAUUACGGGCGAGCAACUACUCCCCGCUUCACCCCGUGGCCCCGUCCACCUCGCUCUUCAUCGACUCGCAGUUCUUGCUGCAUGACUUGUCCAUCCUGGAGGACCGCACGUUGCGUUGCCGCGUGAGUCCGUUGUUCCAUGACCUGCCAUCGUCGUCGCUGUUUGGCAUUUUGCUGUGUUUGGACCCGGUCGAUGUCCACACUUUUGCAACUGCGGCUGGAAUCGACCAUCUCCCGCCAGAUAUGGCUACCAUGGAGCAGGAUGCACUGCUGCGGUGGCAGUACACGACUCACCUCGCUCGGCAAUGCAUCGCGGCCACAACGCCACGACCUCGAUGCCGCGUCAAGCUGCCCUUGAUGUGCACGGCGCGCUCGUUCACACCAACGUUGAGCUACGAAGAGUCUGUGUUUUUGUCGCUUUUCAUGCGAAAUUACGGCGGAAGUGGCAUCGCCGCCUCGACGGCAACGUCCCCAGCCACGAUGUAUCUCACGGGACACAUGGAAAGCGUCGAUGUGGUUGUCACGGCGCAUUCGUUGCGGUCGAUUGUUGAUCUCGUGGAUACAAUCGACCGGACAAAGUCGAGUUGCGCGAGCAACUCCAGCGUCGUUCGACCAACUGCACCGCCAUCAACGGGCCAUGACAACACUACGGCGAGCUUGCCAUGCAUUGCAUUUCAAACGGAUGCCAUUCGACUGAUUCUGCCCAUGGAAACGAUGGUGUGCGUCGACAACUUGCAUGUGGAAUCUUUCCCAGGCCACGACCACCUGUCCAUGGAAGGCCUGAGCUCGCCACCGUUCACGCCACUGCAAAAGAAACCGAGGCAUCUCACGCCAAUGUAUCGACCGCGCUUGUCGCCAACGUCCGAGCUACCCAUUCAAUCCUUGCAAACUCGUCUGCAAAACGUGUAUGUGGCAAACGUGACGUGGAAACCAGCCACCCAAAUGGUCGAACCUGUGUCAGGAAGCCCAUUUGAAGUGUCCUUGGCUCGCGUGACUCGCCGCCACCCACCCCUCGCUUUGGCUAAAGUGACCUACAUCAUGCCCCCUAUUCAAGUGUCGGUCGACGUUGACAUGGUCAGGUCGCCUCGACUCGCCGAACCAGCAUGCUUGGAACUGUCCCUGCACGUAACAAAAGUAAUUGUCGACUUGCCUCGAAGUUGUCAAGUUCGCUCGCUCGUGAACGUCACCCAACGGUACGUGCAAGCGAUCGAGCCAAGCAAGAACCGUUCACCACACAAUGCGCGGCGCCACCGUCGCCAUGCCAAUGCGUCGAGCGCGACGCCAAGGACCAUGACCCUGGGAUGCCGAUUUGUCGUGGAUGGUAUCGAGUUCCACGUUGGAACGUCCCCACGUCAAGUCGAGUCGCAAGCGACACCUACUCGUUUUGACCCGAUCGUUCAUGUUCGAGUUGGCUCCAUGUCAGCUGCCCACAGCGCAUGCACCGGUCAAGGCUCGGCGUCCGUCAAGAUCGUUGUGGUGGCGUUUCAACACUGCGAACACGAGGAAACGUUGGUCUUGGCGCCGUUCGCCGACCCAUCCGAGUGGCAAGUCGCCGUGGAAAAGUACCCCGAGACAAGUCUAUCUGCCACAUGGACGAUGGCGGCCGUGUCGAACGUGUGGGAGUUGUCCGCACUGGUCGAACUCCAGGGCCAGCAGUGUCAUUUGUCUAGCUCGUUCAUCGAAGCGACUCGGCACUUGCUUUCGACAACACUGUCACGUGGUCAACUUCGGUUUGCUGACCGAACGGCACAAACCAACCAAAUGGCUGGUGUGCGCACAGCUGUACCCAUCGCCGGCGUCCCCGUUCAGAUGGGCAAGGUCAAAUUGUUGUGGUCCCCAAGCGCCGCCACGUAUUCGUCAAACGAGUCCAAGUCGGCGAGUGCCUCAGCCGUCAUGACGUUUGGCCCAGUCUUUGCUAGCCUGCACAUGGGCUACAAUGCGACCGAGAUGCACCAAGUACAAAGAGACCGGCCACGGUCCGUUUUGCACCAAUACAUGCCGCUGACCGUCGUCGAAGGCAUGGGUACCGUUCAAGGGAUUCGCUUGGCAGUGGCGACCUUCCUCCAAGCUCCAACAAGCGCCACGGCACCGUCGACACUGUCGAUGUCGUCGCAAUCGUCGUGGACGACGUUUGAAUCUCGCGUGACAUUGCCUGACCCGUCUUCUGUCCUGCUCCAGGAUUUUCAAGUGCGAGGGGCGGCGACUGUGCAUCACGUUGUUGCUCUCGAGUCGAGUGGCAAGCGCCUGUGCAGCGGCAAUGACUUUGUAAUCGACGUUCAAGUGGAGAGUACACCGAUCGACGGCGCCAUUUGCUUUGAAUCGUGGACGCUGCUCGAUGGCGUUGUGGCCGACCUAGGACGCGUGCUUGCACCAACCGAGAAUCCCAUUUCAAUUCACGAGGCCGAUGCCAACGCGACUUGUGGUCCCUCGACACGGGAGGCCACCCCGACGACCGACGACGAUGUCGACUUGGACGCGCCUCCAUCGUCGUCGCCCCCUACGCUCAACGACUUUGUCGAGCUCGACUUGUGCUCAGACUCGUCGCGCGAGCACCCUGUGCCUGGCGAACUGUUGCAUAUCACGAGUCCAACGCUUGUGGCGGGUAGCUCCCACCCAUUCCAAGUUGCUGCCACCAUGCGCUUGACGGCGGCAACUCUACAAGACGAUAUCGACAGGCUAGUCCACCACGUGAACGAUCCUUGGCUUUCUCGGACGGAUGACGUGGAAGAAGAAGGCGGCGCGACGACGAUCGGUCGCUUGCGGUGGGCAUACCACCUCCCCAGGCGUGUGUGCCGCCUGGUGGCGUCUCCGUUGCCGUUGUCCGACGUCGUCGUGCACGAGCAAUGGCCGCGCCUGCAAUUGUCGGACCGCGUCACUCGCCUCUGCGACGUCUGGUGCGACCUGCGCUGUUGGUCCACGGCCGACAGCACGUUUGUGUCGGUGGGUUCGUUCUUCGUUCCGUGGGAACGUCAGCGCAGCGAUGCCGAACCGACUUCAUUUGCGUCGGCAUUGCGAAGUUGGGUCGAGCUGACUCCAUCCGACGACGAAAGGGAAUUGGAACGACAGCUUCGAUGGACGUAUGUCGCGCGGGAAUACCAUCCAGUGCACGUCCGAAGCGCGCAGCAGUGGGAGCUGCGGUGGUGCCUUCCCGGGGCGGCACACCCGUCGACGUCGCCAUCUCUUGACCACAUUCGACUGUCCAAGUCCAUUGGCGACCGCUUGGCAUGCUCUCUUCGAGUCAGCUCGUACUCGGACCCCGAAGACUUGACGGGGUAUUCUGUUUCGUGUGCAAUACCACAUGUGCAGUUGAUGCUGCGCCGUGGCCAAGGCGAGCUACACGAUGUCGCGCGGCUGAAGUGCACCGACCUUGCGGUCGGCCUCCACAGUGCGCUCUCUUCAUUUCGUGUCACGGGGGCUGUCACGGGCGAGCUCCAAAACAUGGUCACACUGUCGUCCAUCCCAGUGCUGCCUCCCGUGCAUGUUGCGAUCGGGGGGUGGUCCGCGAUGGACCGCCACCACGAGGCCGAGAACGCUUGCGAUCCGUCGGACCAACGCAUGACGGUAUUGCGCAUGACCAAACCGAUCAAGGUGUCUCGAAUCCGCAUGUCUGCAAGCCCUGUGCGCCUGCAACUAACACCGUAUGCAGUCAAGUGCUUGAUGGAGUGGCCGACGUUGGUUUCGGAAACCCCGCACGACUUGACAGACAUGCGGAUCCUUGUCACGAACGGCACGAGCGAGGUCGUGCGCUACCGGCAAGUUUCAACGCGGGAGCUGCGUGCGUUGGCGCCGCACGCGGCGGUGGUGUAUAGCUGGCAGUCGAUCCACGCGCCAUUGCAACUUCAGUUUGCCGUCUCCGGCAACCACUGGUGCUCUGGGUGCGACCUGAGCCAACCUGGCGUCAUGCAUCGCGAAUGCCCCGUGCAUGGGUCGUUCUGGGUCGAAGUGUCCGUGGACGGGAUUCAAAUCCAGGUCACGUUGCGAGGGUCCGUCAUGCUGCACAACUUUACAGCCCAAACGCUUCUGUGCAAACUGACCAUCCCCAACAAACACAACGACGUGGUGGCCAGUGCAGCCCCAUGCGGUGCGACCGCCUCGAUACGACAGGACUGCUCGUGCACUGUGGUGCCGUUUAUGGCCCGCAGCCAAGCCAGGCUUUGUCUUGGCUUGGAUCCGAGUAAGGACGGAACGGAAGAUGUCGCAUGGAGUGUGUCGCUGGAUCUCGUUCCAGCCGUGAAUCGCUUGGAAUCGGCACCGACAACGAGUGCGCCAACAACGCGCGCCACUUUAGUGUCGGUGUCGCAUCCCGCUUCGCCGCGGACGUUCCAUGCGUGGGUCGUGGUGACUCGAGCAGUGUCUCCUGUGCUGCAACGUAGCGAUAUCCAUCGAGUCGCGCUUCGGUACACGUGGGUACAAGUGUGUGUGUGGCCAAUUUUGCACGUGUCAAGCUCGUUGUCGAUUGCGUUGCAGGUCGAUGUCGUCGACAAGUCGGCCAGAACCGUGUUGUCCGAGGUCUUGGCGCCGUCCCGGCACUGGGCAUUGACCGAAUACAAUCCACGCCAGCAGCACACGCUCGUGUUUGCAUCUCCAAGCGCGUCGGGCGUCGACAACGCUAGCAAGAAAAGUCCACUGCUUCAUUUCGACAUCCCCCGCUUCGUGUCGGUGGAGGACGCCACCGACAUGCCGUCGUACCCGUCCGCCGCCAUUCAAAUGGACAUACCAAAUCAUGGAUUCGUCACUGUCACUCGGCACGCACCUGGCAUCCCGAUGCGAUGCAUUGCGCUGUGCCCGCGAUUUCGAGUGCGAAACGAUCUGCCGAUUCCGAUGGUGCUGCGUUUCGCUGGCAGCGACGACGACGCGUCGUCACCCCACGUGCACAUUCCAGCAGGCUCCGACCACGAUACUGGCUGGCCGUCCUUUUUUGUUGGCGUCGAGCCGUACGACACGUUGGUCUGGUCAACCACAACAGUGACGAUGCACGUGCUCGACGCCCCCACCGCCAUGGUGUGGUCGUUUAAAGCGGCUCACGACCAGCCGUACGUCGUCCGCGGUGUCGUGAUCAAAUACGCGACCGCCAGCGCAUGUGAGACUGUCCGCAUCACGAUAGCGCCCGUUGCUGUCGUCUGCAACGCCACGGACUGGCCGCUGUGCAUCAAGCCAACGAGUUGUGCCAUGGACACGUUGACGCCGACACUCGCCUUGCGACCGCAAGCGCCGUGGUGGGUUUGGGAAGCGGACGAGUCGCACGCGCCAUCUGACGCGACACUACGGAGUAAACGCAGUAGUUUGACGUGGAUACACCAACGCCUGAGCAGCACCAGCUUGGACGGCCACAGCGGUGUCCCGACUGGACACGGGCCGUCGAUUCUUCUGUCGAUCGCAGAAGAAACGUCCGAGUACGGCUGGUCGGAAAUGAUUUCAAUCCAUGCUACGAUGCCUCUGCGCCACCGCGUGGUGCUCCCCCACCACCAGCAUCAUAGCCGCCUCGCGACCAUCCACAAGAUAUCCCAGGACAGCCACACAACGCUCGUGCUUGUCGCCCACGAUCCACAGCCACCCGUUUUAUUCAUCAACUAUGUCGACCGCGCGUUUGGAUUCGCCACAGAGCAGACUCCUGUCAUGGUGCCGGCGCGUGGAACGAUGGAGUUUGACUGGACCAUCCAAACGGGUUCGGUCGAUGCCACUGCAAAAAGCGUGUUUGAUACCAUGCACGAACAGCCACCUCCGGUUCGAUUUCGACUGUGCGAUCCUGGAACGCCGGGCGCGGGGUGGUCCAACGUGGUCUGGAUGGCAGAAGGCAUCCAGUUUGCCAAAAUCGCAGCCCCCGACGGCAACGCGGUCGUCCUCUUGCUCACCAUAUACAAGCGAGCUGGGACGUGGGUCGUCCGCGUGGAGUGUGUGGAAGGACCGUAUUCGAACCACGACCCCCACAGCCCCACCAACACACCACCACGUCCAUCCAUUCCGCAUCAUGUUCGAGUUGACGUUGUGCUCGACGAGGUCGCGGUCAGUCUACUCGACGAGCACGCCGUGACGAACUCGAUGUACUGCGAACUCUUUCGACUGUCCGCAAACACGUGCCAAGCGUCGAUGCUCAUGGCGUCCGACGUAAUCCCUGAAGCUGCCAUGCACCGCCACCACUUGGGCUACUUGGCCCAUGUUGAUACGUUUUCGACUUUCGUCGUCCGCGUCGGGACUGUCGAGUUUGUGCACUUGUUCGACGAUUGCAAUUUUCCCGUCAUCGUGGCCACGACGCCGCCGCCAUCGACAGCGCGCUCUCGUCAGCCCCUGUCGGACUCGGCCUUGGUCGCCAAGGACUUGCCGUCAGGAGCCAACAGCGUCGUGCUGCGCGUGAUUGUCGCCCAUCCACACAAACACGUGAGAUCGCUGCCGUACAUUCAAGCGAUCAACGUGGCCAUCGCACCCGUGACUAUCCAGGUGGAAGACUCGUUGCUGUCCAAGGUCAUGCUGUGGAUAGCGCCGCUGCAAUCGGCGGCAAACCCACGUCGGCGCUCGACACCGCCUGCACCAAAGCCUCAUCAGCCUCGUGCGCCCAUGCCGAAGCUAUACAUUGAGUCCCUCACGAUUCACGCGAUGGAGCUUACAAUCACUGCUCGCGCCCUCUACGGCCUGGACCGCACGCCGCUCACGCUGUCGAGUGUACACGUCACGAAUGCACUCUGCGACGCGGAUCAACUGAUCAAAGAUAUUGCGGCCAACUACGCCGCCGAUGCGUUGGUGCACAGCCCCAUGGUGCUGCUGUCCCUCAACGUGUUUGGCAAUCCAGCUGGGUUUUUCCGCGAUGUCAGCGCCGGCAUGGCCGAUCUCGUCCGCAUGCCCCUGCGAGCGAUUUCCCAAGAUGGUUACACCCCGUACAACUUGACCCGUGGCGUUGUCCACGGCACAUCGUCGUUUCUCAUGCAUGCUUCGGUCGCAGCAUUGACGUCAGUGUCGGGUGUUGCGAUGGCCAUCUCGAACUCGAUGGACCACUUGGCGUUAGCCCAUCAGCCACGUGCUCAAGUAAUACCGACAACGUUUGCGUCGGGGCUGUCAGGGGGACUGGCUUCACUCGGGAGCGCCGUGGUUGGAGCGGCCACGGGCGUCGUCACAACGCCGCUGGCACUUUAUCGUGACAAUGAAGCGAGGGGCCAAGACACUGGACUGGGUGGGGGCCUCGUCGGUGUCGGCAAAGGUCUGGUCGGGAUCGUGGCCCAACCGAUGAGUGGCGUCGCGUCGCUGGUAUCGAUGACGUCGCAGGGGUUGCUCGUCGAACUCGGAUUCGGGCCGGUGCGUCCCACACCGUUGCAAGUCGCCAUGACGAGAAACGAAGCCCUCCACGUGCGAUGGAAGGUCCUGUCCGAGUGGCACGUCACUGGCGACAUCCAGUACGCGCGCGCGUUGUUUUUAGACGACGAAGCUGCUGCGGUCCCGUCGCCACCGGCCAGUGAGUUGGACCCUCAAGCACUGGCAUGGUUACUUCCCCGCGAUCGAGUGCCCGGCGCGUCGCCAAUUUGUGUCGUUUUCCUCGUGAUAACGACCACGCACGUGUUUAUUGUGGACGAGGCCGAGAUGAUCCGUCAGCACAUUGCCCUCGCCCAAGUGUCUGCCAUGGAACAAAACGUCAUGGAGCCGACAAAGCUGGAUCUCGGCGUCGGGUUGCCGGCGCUCAAGCUCCAGUGGUAUCGCUUCCGCCUGGCGGCACUGGAUCGCCGCCGUCUCGCGCGGGUUGUUGCUGGGUUGAAGAAGUGGUAAGAGUUGAACAUGGCUAUGUGUGUUUCCACAUGCCA